AUGACCGCGGCCGGUGUGCCUUGUGUGCCUGGUUACCAUGGGGCAAACCAGGAUCCAGACUUUCUCCAACAAGAAGCGGAUAAGAUUGGAUACCCAGUUCUAAUCAAGGCGAUUAAAGGAGGCGGAGGCAAGGGUAUGCGUAUUUGUAGUUCGAAGGAGACUUUCCAAGACCAGCUCAUGUCUGCAAAAUCGGAGUCGAGGAAUUCGUUCGGCGACGACCAAGUUUUGAUCGAAAAGUACAUCACGACGCCGCGACAUAUCGAAGUGCAGGUAUUUGCAGAUAAACAUGGAAAUUGCGUAGCCUUGGGCGAAAGAGAUUGCAGCAUCCAGCGCCGACAUCAAAAGAUCUUGGAAGAAUCGCCCGCUCCACACCUGCCACAAGCUACGAGAAAGGACAUCUGGGAGAAGGCUAGAGCUGCGGCCUUGGCCGUGGGCUAUGAAGGUGCGGGAACAGUUGAAUUUAUAUUCGACAAUGAUACCGGAGAGUUCUUCUUUAUGGAAAUGAAUACGCGCCUGCAAGUUGAGCAUCCAGUCACUGAAAUGGUUACUGGGCAGGAUCUCGUCCACUGGCAACUGUUAGUUGCCGAAGGCGCACCUUUGCCUCUAACGCAGGAAGAAAUUGAGGCCAAGAUCGCUAGCAGCGGACACGCGAUCGAAGCCCGAAUCUAUGCUGAAAACCCGGAGCAAGGGUUCGUACCUGAUUCUGGCCGUCUUAUUCAUGUUCGCACUCCAAAACCUACCGAAGAUGUCAGAAUUGAUGCAGGCUUUGUCGCCGGUGACGAAGUCUCUUCGCACUAUGACCCUAUGAUAUCUAAGUUGAUUGUUAGAGGAGCGGACCGAGCGGAGGCUCUCCGAAUCCUUGCUGCUGCUCUCGAACAGUACGAAGUUGCCGGACCCAUGACCAAUAUCGAGUUCAUUAAGCGAGUAUGCCGGAGCGCAGAUUUCGCUGCAGGUGAGGUCGAAACCGGGUAUAUUGAAAAGCACCGUGACGAGCUGUUCAGAAAGGACCCAAUCGAGCCCGAAGUCCUAGCUCAGGCGAGUUUGGCGUGCUACCUUGACGGUAGUUCUGUUGGCCCAGCCGGUUCAGCCGUCGGCUUCAGCCCCGUGUACCAGCAACGGCAGUUCUCGUUUGUUCAAGCGACCGCUCCUGGGGAGCCGGAAGGGACUCGUUUCAACACCCAGAUUGAGCAGACGGGACCGGAUACCUUCAACAUCACCGUCGAUGGCAAGACGUUUACAAAUGUCAGGCGACAGAGGAAUACUGCCGCGAACGUGUUCACCUCGUUUUUCCCCCACACACGCCUUGAUACCACCGUUGUCCGCGACGAGGAUAAUGUCACAGUAUUCCAACGGGGACUGCAGUAUCGGCUAAGAAUCCCCCGUGCCAAGUGGAUGGAAAAGGCACUUGGCAUUAAAGACGUUGCGAACAGUGUGAUUGCUCCCAUGCCAUGCAAGAUCCUGCGAGUGGCGGUUGCAGAAGGCGACACGGUGGAGAAGGAUCAGCCGUUGGUUGUGAUUGAAAGCAUGAAGAUGGAGACUGUGAUUCGAGCUCCUCAUAACGGAGUGAUAUCGAAGGUGGUACAUAAACAAGGGGACAUUUGUAAAGCGGGCACGCCGCUUGUUGAAUUCGCCGGCAGUGAGGCAGCAGAGAAAUAG
Molecule: messenger RNA, 1656 nt
Organism: Uncinocarpus reesii 1704
Lineage: Eukaryota; Fungi; Ascomycota; Eurotiomycetes; Onygenales; Onygenaceae
Product: methylcrotonoyl-CoA carboxylase subunit alpha
Exons: 2
Coding region: 1-1656 (551 amino acids)
Cellular component (GO): mitochondrion
Molecular function (GO): ATP binding; methylcrotonoyl-CoA carboxylase activity; metal ion binding
Source: RefSeq, a predicted model, not a curated record